CUGAUUUAGUUGACAUGCAAACAUAUUAAAUAUCACACAUUCUUUUCCAACUCUUCUUAAACAGAAUUAAAUUUGGUACUUUCAGAGUAUGGUCAACUUGACCUCAAAGAAUGGCUUCCUCCUCAUGGGUUUUUCUGAUGACCGUAAGCUUCAGAUUGUACACGCGCUACUCUUUUUGGUAAUAUACCUGCUGGCCUUAACAGGUAACAUCCUCAUUAUUACCAUCAUUACCUUAGACCAUCAUCUGCAUUCUCCCAUGUAUUACUUUUUGAAGUACCUCUCUCUUCUGGACAUCUGCAUCAUCUCUGUCACAGUCCCACAGUCCAUUGCAAACUCACUUACAGACAAUAAUUACAUUUCCCUUGGUCAGUGUAUUCUUCAGGUUUUCUUCUUCAUAGCUCUAGCCUCAUCAGAAGUGGCAAUCCUUACAGUAAUGUCUUAUGAUCGGUACGUAGCCAUCUGUCAACCACUACAGUAUGGGACUAUUAUGAAUCCCAGUACUUGUCAGCAUUCAGUGACAGCUGUGUGGGUGGUGGGCGGCAUCUGUGGGCUCAUGCACACAGUAGUUAACUUCUCCAUUCCUCUCUGUGGGGAGAGAGUUAUUCACCAGUUCUUCUGUGAUGUUCCUCAAAUGUUGAGACUAGCCUGUUCUCAUGAAUUCAUUAAUGAAAUUGCAGUGGCUGCAUUCACAACCUUGGCAGCAUUUAUCUGUUUGAUUUCCAUUGUGUUCUCCUACAUUCGCAUCUUCUCAACAGUACUGAGAAUCCCAUCAGUAGAGAGUCAGACCAAGGUCUUCUCCACCUGCCUACCACAUGUAUUUGUAGUCACCUUCUUCCUCUCAACAGCAGGCUUUGAGUUUCUAAGGCCCCCUUCAGAUUCCCCAUCAGCUAUAGACCUCAUGUUCUCAAUAUUCUAUACUGUGGUACCUCCAACACUCAAUCCAAUUAUCUAUAGUUUGCGAAAUGAAGCCAUGAAGGCAGUGCUGAAGAAGACACUGUCAAAAGAAUUUUUUCAGAGAAAAAUGUAUUUAAAAACCAUGUUUAAACGUUAA
This is a messenger RNA of Heterocephalus glaber (naked mole-rat), 1051 nucleotides long. RefSeq names its product olfactory receptor family 14 subfamily J member 1 (gene Or14j1). NCBI's taxonomy places the organism in Eukaryota, Metazoa, Chordata, Mammalia, Rodentia, Bathyergidae. The record is from RefSeq and is a predicted model, not a curated record. Gene Ontology annotation, biological process: G protein-coupled receptor signaling pathway. Gene Ontology annotation, cellular component: membrane. Gene Ontology annotation, molecular function: G protein-coupled receptor activity; olfactory receptor activity.